This is a messenger RNA of Homalodisca vitripennis (glassy-winged sharpshooter), 903 nucleotides long. RefSeq lists its product as uncharacterized. The record is from RefSeq and is a predicted model, not a curated record. Lineage: Eukaryota; Metazoa; Arthropoda; Insecta; Hemiptera; Cicadellidae. The transcript has 5 exons. Bases 377 to 817 code for a protein of 146 amino acids.
CAAAAUACAGACUGAUAUAUUUUGAUGCUGAAGACAAUGUAACCUAGGUUUUCAGUUUAAUAACAGACAGAAAGGUCCUACUUUAGUGAAAUAAAAUACUUCUCACCAUAUCCCCUGAACAAUAAAUUUGGCCAUAUUAUAAAAAGAUUUAUUAUGUGUGACAGGACAAAAGACGAAUUUAAAACUGUUUAUCAGAGAACAUUCACAAGAAAAUUUGGUUUUAGGCCGGAUAAAAGCAGUGUACGUGCCUGACUACAAGGAUAUUUUGGCUGGACCAUUCACAGAAUAUGUGGUUCCGAACUCAGUAACUCAGCCAGGACACCCUUUUGAGAAUGUCCAUCAUUGUUGCGAACGGCUACUGCAUGAGCAACCAAAGAUGAAGCGCUACCUAGACAAAGAACCUAGUUCAGAGGCAAUCGCAUCAGACCAUAGCAACCGAGGUCGAACUGUGUACAUGGUAGACUACUGUGAUCUUGAGGGGGGAUUUGAGUCCACUGCGAGUAGAGCCAGGAGAAGAGUAGAUCUACCACCCAACUGGGGAGAAAUACCAGUGACCACGCAGAAGGCCUCUUAUCGCUCCCCCACCCUCCUCGCCACCUGGGACCUACGUCCCCACCCCUGUCUUCCCCGCAUAUCCCCUCUCACUCCUAACUUGAAAGAGAGAGAGAUUCUGAAGGUCACAACCGGAGUCAGUGAGUAUGAAGGCCGGAUAGGUGCCCUAGGAGAGUUGAUCCUGCAGGAUGAGCUGCACGGUACGCCACAAGAUGUACAGUGCCUCCGAUUUCAAGAAAUGAUGAAGCUUCGUGGUGCAAAAUAACACAUUUGUAAUUAUCUAAAGAUGCAAGUAUUCCAUGUAAAUUUUCUUCGUGAUUAUAAAUACAUGUUUGCCAGUCAGUCAUUGAA